This is a messenger RNA of Bombina bombina (fire-bellied toad), 8740 nucleotides long. RefSeq names its product GRB10 interacting GYF protein 1 (gene GIGYF1). The coding region runs from base 1385 to 4369 and encodes 994 amino acids. The record is from RefSeq and is a predicted model, not a curated record. NCBI's taxonomy places the organism in Eukaryota, Metazoa, Chordata, Amphibia, Anura, Bombinatoridae. Gene Ontology annotation, molecular function: protein binding. The transcript is spliced from 26 exons. Gene Ontology annotation, biological process: insulin-like growth factor receptor signaling pathway.
GCCCACAAUUGGUUGCGCACGCCCAUCACGGGCAGGCACGUCACGUGACCCAGCGGCUCUACCGCCAUCUUGUUUUGGAAUCCCCGCACACGGAGGAGGUGGCGGAGGAGGGAGGGUGACGUGUCGUGACGUAACGUGGAUUAUCGUGACUGAAGCGACACAUUGAGAGAGUCCCCUGGGGGAGGAGAUACCCGGGGAGGAGAGAGACAACAGGAAAAAGACAAGCCUCCGAGAGGAGAAGAUACAGGCCUGAGGGACACAGCGGGAUAGGCCUGAGAUAAACAGCUGAAUACAGACACAAAUUUAUAAACAUUUAGAGCACAGGCCUGAACGCAGAGACAAAACUAACUAUAUAUAUGUAUAUACACACAGGCCUACACACGAGGGGCUAAAUGUAUAUGCGUGUAUAUAUAUACAUGCAGAGGCCUGUUGUAAACAUCGCUACAAAGUGACAGGCACUUACUACACAGGCCUGACAGACAUAUCCAAAAACUAAGCAGGAAGAGAAGCUUGACACAGAACUAAAGGCGGCCUGUGGGCCGUAGCACACACCGGCUUGGGAGUGCCAGUUCUCUGCAAACAGGAGACUGGCAGGUCGGAGUGACCUAUGUUUACACAGACUUAAGUCAUCCACGGAAGAGUGGAACUGAAGGUCUGAGAGCUACGAAUACAUAUGUAUGCAAAGAUCUAAGCAACUUAUAAGUAUAGUCCGUCUGUUUUUAAAAACGUUUUACAUCAAUAUACAAAACAGGUUUCAGAAGGGCAUCAAGUGCAUGCACUUAUCGAGAGGAUUGUUAUAUGUAUAUACAGAGAGAUAUAUAUACGUUUGUAUAUAUGUAGAGUGACGGUUAAACCUAAGAGAUACUUCUUGUAUUGAACAUUAAAACUGAUAUGAUACUCUGUGUAAUUGUGAAGCAGGUGUCUGACCAAUAAAAGAAGUGUAACUGAGAGGGUGUAAAGUGACUCCACUAAGAAGAUACCGCAAGAGGCCUUUAGCAAGAAGCAUUGACUUAUUGACUUGGGAAAAAUAUAUUACUAAGCCACAGUGACCAACAACUUGAAAAGUUACAUACAGACCUCAGAGACAAGAGCAAAGUACUGAAUUUCAAAGUACUGAAUUUAAGCAUUGCCUGGUGGUAUUUAAGCAUUUACUUAUAUAAAAGACUUAGAGAGAAAUUAACGCCUAAGAACGAUAUAGGCAAGCAGAAGCCAGAUUCCUGAGACUGCUCUCUUACCAGCUGCCAGUGUAAAAUAAAUCAAGAGCUUUGCAUAAAGAGUGUGGUGAAGACCAAGGAUAUUGUGGUUAUCUGUUUGCAUCUUCAUCUCAUGAAAACAACUCACUGAGAAAUCAUUCCAGCUACAGGUACCCAAACUUCGGCUAAUUAUGGCUGCAGAGACCCUAAACUUUGGGCCUGAGUGGCUCAGAGCACUAUCCAGUGGGGGUUCUGUGGUGUCCCCCCCUCCCUCCCCUGCUAUGCCAAAGUAUAAACUUGCAGAGUAUCGAUAUGGACGUGAAGAGAUGUUAGCACUUUAUGUGAAAGAGAACAAGGUUCCUGAAGAAAUGCAAGAUAAGGAAUUUGCUGUGAUUCUAAAUGAGGAGCCUUUGCAGCCCCUUGCUCUCCUUCCACUUACUGAGGAAGAGCAGAGGAAUUUCUCCUUGUCUGUGAACAGUGUUCCAGUUCUUAGACUGAUGGGGAAGGGGGGUGCUCCCCCUCCUGGAGGAGUCUCAAGAGGCAGAGGCACAACUCGUGGGCGGGGAAGAGGUCGUGGAGAUUCAGCUGUUUACCCACGAGCUGCUGAUGAUGGGGACUCUGGAUUUGGACGUGGGGGGCGUGAAAUUCACCGUAGCCAAAGCUGGGAUGAUAGGGGGGAGAGAAGAUUUGAGAAGCCAAUUCGGAGGGAGGCAGUUCGUGUGGGUUUUGAAGAGGCUGCUGUACCUUCUCGGAAGGAGUUUGCUCGCUCAGACAGUGACAACUGGCGCACACUGAGGGAUGGACAGGAAGAAGAUGAUGAGGGCAGCUGGAGGCUUGCUUUAGCACGAAGAGAUGAGAGGUGGAGAUCCACCAGUCCUGGAGGGAGUGGAGCAGAGUUGCCACGCUCCGCUGGAUGGAGGGAACAUGGGGAACGUAGACGGAAGUUUGAUUUCGAUGUUGCUCGUGAUGAGAAUGGAGGACCACCUCGGAGUGGACGGGGAGGCGAAAAUUCACAUGAAGAUGAGAGGGAUGGGCUUCCUGAAUGGUGCAUGGAUGAUGAAGAUGAUGAAAUGGGUACCUUCGAUUCUACAGGAGCUUUUAUGUCUUUCAAGAAGUGCCCCAAAGAUACCAUCUUAGAGGAACAAGAGUUUGAGUUCCUGGGAGUGGAGGAAGAGGAAGAAGAAAAAACAGAAGAAGUAUCUGAUAAGACUAAAGAUGAAGUCUUUGCUUCACAAGAUGUUCUUUCAGAAACCUCCUCCAGCUCACCCUCACCUGCAAACACUCUAUGGGGAAGUGGACUUUAUACUGAAAUAGAUGGAGAGCGUGGCCCUGAAAUCUCAUCUGCAGAGGGUGAGGAGGUAGGACUGGGAGAAAAGCAACAGAGCUUAGGAGGGGAAGGUGAAUCUGGUCCAUUCACUCCAACUUCACACUCCCCACUUUCUUCUCUUCCUCCUUCUGACUCCUCCCCCCCACUUGCUGCUACUGAAUUUUCUGUGGGGGAUCCAGAGGAGGAUGAAGGCAUGAAACAUCUUCAGCAGGAAGCAGAGAAGUUGGUUGCCUCCUUGCAAGAUUCCUCCCUGGAGGAGGAUAGUUUCUCUCCUGCACGUUCUAACGGUGCUGCUGCACUACCCCUUACCCAUGAGGCUGCAAUGAAAUGGUUCUAUAAGGAUCCCCAGGGGGAAAUCCAGGGACCUUUCAAUACACAAGAGAUGGCUGAGUGGUGUCAGGCUGGAUAUUUUACCAUGUCCUUGUUGGUGAAGCGAGGAUGUGAUGAAGGUUUCCAGCCCUUGGGUGAGGUCAUCAAGAUGUGGGGGCGAGUUCCCUUUGCUCCUGGUCCUUCCCCUCCACCACUGCUUGGUAAUAUUGAUCAGCAGUGCCUGAAAAAACAGCAAGAAUUAGCUCUGUACCAACAGCUCCAGCAUCAGUACUUGCUCCAAAUUAUUAACAGGCAGCAGUACUCCCAGCAGAAGUCUGGAGAUCUGACUCCUCAGCAACAGCAGCAGCUUACACUGUUCCUGCAGCAAUUAAACCCCAACAAAUCCAGAGGAUCUGAUGCUGCUCUCCUUCCUUCUAUGAAUAGAUCUCUCUCUGUGCCAGACACUGGAUCCUUGUGGGAUCUUCAUACCUCAGCUUCGCAGACAACAGGUGGGGAAUCCGCUCUGUGGGACCUACCUGUGACAUCUGCAUCUCAGGGGCCAAUUUUGGAACAGCUGCAACUGCAGCAGAAGCUGCAGGAACGCAGAGAUGUGGAACUCAGGGCUAAGAGGGAGGAAGAAGAGAGGAAGAGGAGAGAAGAAAAGAGGCGCCAGGAGGAACAGAAGAGAAGAGACCAGGAGGAGGAACUGUUCCGGCGGAAGCAGUGUCGUCAGCAACAAGAGCUGCUUCUAAAGCUUCUACAGCAGAGUGGGCAGCCCUCAUCACCACCUAUCUGGGGGUCUCAUGGGAAAGGCCUUUCAUUUAAAACUGUGCUGGAAAUGCAGGAGAGGGAAGGACAGCUUCUUAAGCAACGGCAGCCCAAUAGGACAGGGCAUGGAGGUUUGGGGAUGUCUAGUUCUUCAGUCCUUCCUACUCAGUGGGGUAGUGAUGCUGCCUCCCUCUGGGGGGGUCUGGAAAAGAGCCCAUGGGAGGAAAGUGUCAAGACCUGUGGAACCAGUAGAGGGUUGAGAAACAGUCGUAGCAGCCCCUCCCUCACCGACACAUUCUCUGCAUCGGCUCGCCGCAAAAAGACAGAAGAAGAAGAGAAGCUUCUGAAACUUUUGCAGGGCAUCAAACCAUCGGAUGGUUUUACUCAGUGGUGUGAACAGAUGUUACACAUCCUGAAUACAUCCAAUAACCUUGAUGUUCCCACAUUGGUGGCCAUCUUGAAGGAGCUGGAGUCCCCCUAUGAUGUUCAUGAUUUUAUCCGCUCCUAUCUAGGGGAAACCCUUGAAGCCAAAGAGUUUGCAAAACAAUUCCUUGAAAGGAGAGCGAAGUACAAAGCCAGCCAGAGACAGCAGGAAGCCUCUUGGUUCAAUCCAUCCAUGUUUCCAUCAUCCCAGAAUUCCAAGCCAAGUGGAUAUGAUGCACAGAACAGCAAAAUGAAGAGGAGAAUACAUAUGUUACACUCAGAUCCCAGCAUAUUGGGUUACUCCCUUCACGGCUCACCAAAUGAAAUGGAAGCCGUUGACGACUACUGAGGAGUGUUCUCUCCAGCUGAUGCCAUCUUUAUUUCAUCCGCCGCAAUAACUGCGGCAUAAAUGCACUGCAAACUUUACUCCCUCCCUUUGAACAAGGUUGGGGGGAAAGGAAAGACUGGGAGAGGUGGGGUUAAGAGCUACCCCACCUAGAGCCAGGGAGAUGGGGUGGGGAGGUUCAAAAGAAGGGGGACCCCCCUCAUCUCCUCCCCCCGCUCCCCAAAACAUGAUGCACUCAUUUUAAAGCACCUUAAAACAAUGCACUUUACAGAAACUGAUCAAAAAUCUGAAAUAUUCCUGUUUGUUUUUUGUCAUUUUGUUCAAAUGUUUUUGAUAGAAAAAUUUAAAAAAAAAAAAAAAAUCCCGAAAAAGGAGGGGAAAAACUGGAUUUAUCGACUGUCUUGACCGUUUGUUACUAGUUUGCUUGACUCUUGACCUUUUUUUGUGUGACUGGUUUUUGUUUUUAAAAAAAAAAAGAAGCUCUGGACUUUUUAAUUUUUGACCAUUUUUGACGUUUUGUUUUUGUAUCAGAAAGUGAAGUUUUCGGGCAAAGACAAGUUAUUAAAAAAAAUAAUUAUUUUGAAAAAAAACAAAUAGCCAAAAAUACUUAUUUUUUUGUUUUUCCUCAAUAUCUAUUUUGUUAAGAAAAAGAGAAAAGAAAAGAAAAACAAAUGGGGAAAAAAAGCUUAAACUAAAAAAAAAACAAUUUAAAAACUAAAAUAAAAAAUCCGCUCUUUUACAAAGUGGAAGUGUUCUUCGUUGAAUCCCCUCUUGUGUUGAGGAGAGAAGCGGAGAAUGAGGGGUUAAUCCAACAAAACUUGAAAGAAUGCACUUAUAUAGUUAAGUCCAUGUUCUUAAUUGUUAAUUUUUUGCACAGAUGUUUUUUUUUGUAUAUAAAAAUUGAAAAUGAGAAAAAUAUCCCAUAACUGUUAAGAUUUCCAUUCUAUAUAUGUAUAUUUUUUUUAUGGACACACUUGCUUCUUAUUGUGUAUUGAUCUUUGGCCCAAAACUCUUAAUCCUUUAUAGGAUCCCAAACCACGAUGGGCAAGAUCUAAAGCAUUAAUGAGUGCCAGGACUGUCAGGCACUUAUUACCCAGCUACCCUACAAAUCCUUACAGCUCCUUAGUAAAAGGCCUGUGGGAUAAUUAGCAUCUACUGUGUUUUAUUUUUUUAAGGGGAAAGUUUGAUUCUCCUAACUGUUUUUCUCCUUUUUAAAGGGACUGAUUUAAGGUACUUGUUCUCCUUAACCACAAUAACCUAAACUGUUUAAUUUUUUUUUUUUGGUGUUUUAAUCUGCUUUUGUUUACAAAAUGUCCUUAAGUUGGAUGGGAUGUGGUCAUCGGGUUGGAACUGUAAAGGGAGGACAAUACCCUAAGGAUUUCAAAUAAUGCAAGAGGCCAUGUAACCUCCUCCCACACGUACACAAACAUACAAAGGACUUGUCGGAUCGUGGAGUAAGCAUUGUGGGGGUGUACGGUGCACUUGCCUUAAUGUUGACAUCACAGCUCUACACCACCCACAGGCCGAGCAUCCUGUAAAGACUAUUUGGGACUGGAGCAGUAUUUCCAACACUUGGGUUGGUAUGACCAGCCUACAAAACAGAAAGCUGCAAACCUGGCUAUGAAAUGCCAUAUUACCAUGCUAAUGGCAUUUCACUUUAUGCUGCGAGAGGAGGUGAAUUAUGCAGUGAAAUGGACUGACUGCCAGCAGGAUUUGUACGAAGUUUCUGCUACCACUUUCCUCCUGAUGGAAAAAAAAAAAAGCAAAAAACAGUGUUUAAAGCUUUUAGGGUCAAAGACUGAAAACCCUAUAAGACUUACUUGAUCCUUUGCUGCCUGGGUAAAGGGUACAGCAACUCUUGACCAGACACAUUUGGAUUUAUGAACAUGUAAUUUGUAAAUAUAACUUUUCUGUAAUUGAGAAAACGCUAAUUUGCCUAAAUGGCUGUUUUAUGCCUAAAAAAACGCUCCUUUUUUUCUUUUUUUCCCCCCCUCUGCUGUGGAUUUCAUGUGUAUAUUGCCACAAGAAUGUAUUAGGGCAGAAGCUGGCAUCCAGCUACCACUCUGCUCCUGGAGCCACCUCCAGCCCCUUCUUCCACCUGCAUGGCUGUGGUGUGCUCAGGUCUUGGGGUUACUGUAUAUAGUUGUGCCCUUGAUGGGGGUGUACGUGGUGCAUCCAAAAGAGUGACCACCUCAUUCAGUGAGUGUAUAUAGUGGGGUAUACUACUUGUAUAGCUUACAUGUGUACUGUGCUGAAUGUAAAAUACACACAGAGGAGGUAUACAUUAAAUAUAAGUAUUAUACACACGUACAUACAUGUAUUUGUAUGCAUAAGAUGCAGAUAUGUUUAUAUGUACAUAAAUAUGUGUCUGUGUGUGUAUGUAUAUAUAUAUAUAUAUAUAUAUAUACACACACAUACACUUGCAUAACUAAAUAAAUCUGUUCAGGUCAUGGAUGUUCAGAUUUAAUUAUUAUAGAUAUAAAUGUAUCUGUACAUUGUGUGUAUAUUUACUAAUAUUUAGGUUAAUCUGCUAGUGUGUAUGUAUGCACGCAUAUAUGUAGUUACAUACCGGUUAUAUAGAUCUAUAUCAUUCAUAUGUCUGUGUGUGUAUAUAUCUCUACGUAUGCAUGGAUGUGUAUUUACGCACACGUUAGUGUGCAUUUGUAUGUAUAGAAUCUGUACUUUGGUGCCUGCCUUAGGUAUAUCUCCUUCCCUAGCAGCAGGCUUAUGCAGACCAAAUAGGUCAGGGCCAUGUAAAUCUCAUGGGGCUGGGGUAUAUAUCUAUGUCAAUUUUUAUAAGUGCUUGCGUUUGCAUAUAUAUACACACACACACAUAUCCUCACAUAUACACACUAUUCUGUUUGUUUCCUGCAGUUUUCUCUAUUUUGUGAUGUCUUGCCUUAUUUUUUCAGUAUUAAAAGGUUUGAAGUGAAUUAAAUUUGUUUGAAAUGCACAAUAUAUAGAUCUAUAUACCCAUAUAGAAGAACUAAUAUGUAUCAGUUACAGCAAUAAGGAAAGUGUAAGGAAAAUGUGGUUUUAAUGCGCUGUUUUGGGGUGAUAAGGGUAGAUAUUGUGGAGCUACCUACAUUUACCCAUAUUAAUCCCAGUAAUUUUGCAUUUAUUAUAUUUGUGCUCUCGUUAAUUCAGGGGCUUUUACCCCUUAUUGAUAUAUUGUCCCAGCCAUGCUCCUGAAGUGAGCAGUUCAAUAGGAAUAUCUAUAAAAGGCCAUCAUUUUUCAUCAUUAGACUUCUACUACAGACCCGAUCAGGUUUGUAUUGAGGUCACUAUGUAAUCUACCCUCUGAUAUGAUUAAAGGGAACUGUAGUCACAUUACUAUAUUGAAAUCCCUAUGUGUAACUCUAGCAUGAUCUCAUCUCAAAUCUUCAAGUACUGGAACAUAGGUGGGUUAAAGUGACAUAAUAGUGCUACUGAUAGAAUGCUCUAAAUCAUUAGGGUUUUUAUUAUUCCAAAAAUGUUUGCCUCUACUUUGGGUAACUAAAUGUUUAACCCUUUUGCAGGGCUAAAAGUCCACACAGGAGCACUGCAUUACCGUUUAUUGGUUAGACAGUGAAAGCAGCCAAUCGGUGUCCAGCUUGGGACUGGAACCUGCAAGGGUGAAACAUAUUUACAGACUUUUUGUGCAAUAAUAGAAUUCUUCAACCUAUCGGAGCAUAUUCUUACUGCAAUAUUAUGUUUCUUUAAGCAGCAAUACAGCCAGUUAUUUUCAUCUAUGUUCACUGGUUACACAGAGCCCUGUUUCAAUGUGAGCAGUUUCCAACUCUAACACACAGUUGUCUUUAUCAGUGUUUCUGUAGAAUGAAUAUACUCUCCCACCCAAUCACCCACAGUUUUUUAGAGGCUAUAACAUUUUGCAAAGAAAAAAAAAAGAGCUCAGUUCAGGUUGACAAGACCCAGUAAUGUGUAGAAUUGAAUUAUCAGUCCUCUAGGGCUAGUCAAAGGUAAGUUGUGUUUUUUUUUUGUUUUUUUUUUAACAAUUGGAAUAUUAACUAAAUGAUGUCAAGAUCAUUGUAAUAAUUAUAUUAGGCUCUUGGUAGCUUUAUGGGCCAUUAAGGGAGCAAAAGAAUGCCUCAACUGAAAUAAAAAUGCAUACUUGUGUAUCUAGAAUUUGAUUUCUUUGUAACAAAAAUGUAUGUACUUUUUUUUUUUUUUCCUUUCAGAUUGAAUCUAAUCUAUAUUUGGGCAAUGUAAAAAGAGAAGGGGAGUAUAAAGGGUUGUUUAAAUGAUGCAAAUGUUUGCCAAGGUCAUUCACCAUUUGUAAUUCACUCUAUGCUGUUGUAUAAUUGGAGCGAAUGGGUGAUCGCUUUGGUUUCUGUUUGUUAGCCAAUUAAACGCAGGUUUGGUAAAAAGAAUAAA